Tachysurus fulvidraco (yellow catfish) is the source of this 941-nucleotide messenger RNA. RefSeq names its product origin recognition complex subunit 6-like. The transcript has 5 exons. Gene Ontology annotation, molecular function: DNA binding. Gene Ontology annotation, biological process: DNA replication; DNA replication initiation. Gene Ontology annotation, cellular component: nuclear origin of replication recognition complex. The record is from RefSeq and is a predicted model, not a curated record. The coding region runs from base 1 to 405 and encodes 134 amino acids. NCBI's taxonomy places the organism in Eukaryota, Metazoa, Chordata, Actinopteri, Siluriformes, Bagridae.
AUGACCGGAGUGAAGCGCUUUAACAAAAUGGACGGCGAGUUAUUCCGUAAACUAGCAUCUAAAAUCGGAAUAACAUCUCCUAAAGUGUUGAGGUAUGUGAAGUGUGCAGGUCUAACAGCUGCUACAGCAAGCAGUACGGCUGUUACCUGUCUGGAGCUGGCAGCCACGGCCAUGAAGUGUCCUAUAGGCAAGGAGUAUGUCGUCAAGCUGUCAGGAUUGAAUAAGAAAGCGUAUCAGAGCAGCCUGAAGGCCAUGGAGUGCAUGCUGGGGCUGCAGAGCGGUCUAGAGCUCAGGGAUCUGGCUGUACAGUAUGGCUGCAUGGAGGCGGUGAAGGCGGGUGGCUCAGAUCCUUCAACGAUGAUGGCUUGCCAACGUCUCCUAAGCAACAGCGGGAACUGGCACUGAGGGAAGACGAGUAUGAGGAAGAAACGAAACAAAAUUAUGAGGAGUGGAAUAGAAAAAUCCUGGAAAAUGCUCUAAGAGCGACAGAGUGUGAAGGCUACACCUGCUGAUUUAUUUUAUUGUAUUUUAUUUUAUUAUUUGUCAUGUUUUUAGUCUUCUUCUUUAACAUUGCUCUCUUCUUUUUUGAAUUUAUUUAUCUUCCCACUUGAUCGUGUGUGUGUUUACAGAUAUUCCCUCUUCUGUAUUAUUUCACUUGAUUGCCUUGACAGACGUGUUUAGGGCACGAUGAUGUGAAGCCGUGCUGGUUUAUAUUCAGCUGCGUUCGUGUGGUUUGAUGAUGCUCAUUGUUCGUGUAGCCUCAGGUGCUUUUUAAUCAACCCCCUCAUUUACCUGUGAGUCGUUCACAUCAAGUGUCUUGGGCAGUGUGAAGAAGUGUGUUAGUGCUUGUAUUCAUAGGUACACUGUUUUACAUGGGGGGUGUGGGUGUGUCCAACACAAUCUGUACUACUGUUUUAAUAAAAACUAAAUGAUCAAACGGU